GUUCGUCCUUUCCAGAAAAAAAAUGGCGGCUGUUGACAUCGACGUGCCGGUGGACACAGAAACUCAAAUCGGCAAUCCGGAGGCCAUGGAACGUCAGGCUGAAGGCUUCAAGGAGCAAGGAAAUGCAUUCUACAGCAAGAAAGAUUACUCUGAGGCUUUCAACUAUUAUACCAAGGCCAUCGAUGUAAGCCCCAAAACUGCCAGUUAUUAUGGCAACAGGGCAGCCACCCUCAUGAUGCUCUUUCGCUUUCGAGAGGCUCUAGAAGAUUCCCAGCAAGCUGUGCGGCUGGAUGACUGUUUCAUGAAGGGUCAUCUACGUGAGGGCAAAUGCCACUUGUCGUUGGGAAAUGCCAUGGCGGCUAAUCGCUGCUUUCAGAAGGUUUUGGAGCUGGAGCCCAGCAACAGAGAGGCCCAGCAGGAGGAUAAGACUGCAGCGACUCUACUGGAGUACGAGCGAAUGGCGGAUGUUGGCUUUGUAAAGCGGGAUUUCAGAACGGUGGUGUACUGCAUGGACCGGGCUUUAGCUGUGGCUUCUGCCUGCCACCGCUUCAAAAUCAUCAAGGCCGAGUGUCUGGCUCUGCUGGGACGCUAUCCAGAGGCUCAGUCCGUAGCAAGUGAUAUCUUGCGAAUGGAUUCCACAAACGCAGACGCUCUCUACGUCCGAGGCCUGUGUCUCUACUACGAGGACUGCAUUGAUAAAGCUGUUCAGUUCUUUGUCCAGGCUCUACGCAUGGCACCUGACCACGAAAAAGCCCGGCUAGCCUGCAGGAACGCCAAAGCCUUAAAAGCCAAGAAAGAUGAAGGCAACCAGGCAUUUAAGAACUGCAACUAUGAAGCCGCCUACCAGCUGUAUACUGAGGCCCUGACGAUAGACCCCAACAACAUCAAGACCAAUGCUAAGCUCUACUGCAACAGAGCCACAGCAGGAGGAAAGCUGAAGAAACUUAAUGAAGCCAUUGAAGACUGCACCAGUGCAAUCAAGCUAGAUGACACUUACAUCAAGGCCUACCUAAGAAGAGCUCAGUGUUACAUGAACACAGAGCAGUAUGAAGAAGCUGUACGGGACUAUGAAAAAGUUUACCAGACUGAAAAAACAUCAGAACACAAGCAUCUGCUGAAGAAUGCACAGCUUGAGUUGAAGAAAAGCAAGAGGAAAGAUUAUUACAAGGUGCUGGGAAUCGGCAAGAACGCCACCGAGGACGAGAUCAAAAAAGCCUACCGCAAACGGGCCCUUAUGCAUCACCCAGACCGCCACAGUGCAGCAACUCCUGAGGUGCAGAAGGAGGAGGAAAAGAAAUUCAAGGAGGUUGGCGAGGCCUUCACUGUGCUCUCCGACCCAAAGAAGAAGAUGCGCUACGACAAUGGACAUGACCUGGAUGAGGAAAGCCACUUUGAUGGCGGAGAUUUUGAUGCAAACAACAUCUUCAGGGCUUUCUUUGGCGGCCAUGGUGGAGGAGGAGGAGGAGGGGGAGGAGGACAAGGAUUUAGUUUUGAUUCCAGUCCAGACUCUGGACCUGGAAAUUUCUUUUUCCAGUUUGGCUAAAGUGAAAGAGCAUGCGGGAAAAAGCAGCACUGCAGUGGACAAAAUCAAGUUGGACCCACAGUCACCUCCUGAUGCCCAUACUCCCGGGUGUCCUGCAAAACCUCCCCAAUAUUCUUUUUUUCAAGAGGUUUUUGAUUAUUGCAUUCACUCCUAAAUUUACUCAAAAACAGUGGGAAGGAUAAUUCAGAGACUUUAGUUAAGAAUUAACAUUGUAAAUAAAGAAGUGCUUAAGAAGUCUUUUUUUUAAGAGGGUUUGGAUCAGUUGAUAAGAGCAUGUCCCUGUUGCCAAAAUCAAAAUGAUAUUAGAUGAAAAAUCUUGUAAAACUGCCUCAACCUUCAUAAAGGUGACCAGUAGUAAAACAAAACAAAAAAAAAUGCAUUGGAAGUUUAAGCAUCAUGGUUGAUUAGUUUUAGAAGACAUAACAUGGCAUAUGUUUUUAUGGUUCUCCUGGGACAGCAGCUCUCUAUAGAGCAAGAGUCAAUGUACUGUGGAAGUUCAAUGUCAAAACUGACCUCAGGACAGCCUGUUUAGGACAAUGCUGGUCUCUUGCGAGUGUGUGUUCAGGUUUUAUUGGCUCAUUUGCCAAAUAUAGAAUCGAUGUGCAGGGUUUUCGUUUUUUUCGUCUCCAUGCUGCAUUGUAUAUUUGACUCGAAUGUAAAACUGUUUUGUGUCCAUAAAUUGUUUUCUCCUUCAGUCUUCCCUCGGUCUAUUUAUAUUUAUUGUACUGUAUAUUCUAACUUGUAUACAGCAGAAUGCCAGUGUUCAUUGUCUUCCUCCUUUUUUAAGAGAUUAAUUUGUAAAUGUUUACCACAUUUUCCUCUUUUUUCUCAGAUUGUUCAAUGUAUUUUUUCUGAAACAGGCCAAAAUCAGCGCACAUAACACCUACAGGUUUCCUUCUCUUGACAGCACCGGCCACACAUCUGUCCCACUGUCCCAGUUUAAUUCAAGUGGUGCCUUACCAGAAUGAAAUAACCUUCUUGCAGUAAAACCGAACUCAAGAACUGCAGAGCAUGUCCUAUUUGCAUAAGGCAACAGCUACAUGUGUAUAGUUUGUUUGUUUUUCUUACACAGUACUUUUUUCAUAUCUGCCCAGUGACCAAAAUUUAAAUUUGCAAGUGAACUCUUUCUCCCAUCAAACACGAAACACUUAAUUCAAUGCCAUCCAUCCAUACUCGUCAUGCACGUUCUAUCAGUACAGCCCUUCCCCUACUUGUUCCACCUGUUUUAAUGGGGCACUGGUCAUAGGUUGGAAACUUCUAUUAAUUGUUCUCUCACUGAUCUAUGUAUCGUUUUUAAAACUUGUCAAAGUAUUAACAAAAUGCUUUCUUAUUGCGAAAAUAAAGGCUUGUCUUUUACUGUAA
Messenger RNA from Anoplopoma fimbria (sablefish), 2905 nucleotides. Its product is annotated as dnaJ homolog subfamily C member 7-like. Lineage: Eukaryota; Metazoa; Chordata; Actinopteri; Perciformes; Anoplopomatidae. The record is from RefSeq and is a predicted model, not a curated record. The transcript has 14 exons. The coding region runs from base 23 to 1543 and encodes 506 amino acids. Gene Ontology annotation, molecular function: protein binding.